GCCCAGAAUCUCCUCGAGGAGUUGGAGCUGCAGCAGAUCGCCGUACUGCUCGAUGCAAACCUUUCUUGCCGGGAUCUUCUGGGCAGGCGGCUGGGAGGAAUGCUGUGGCGAUUCAUGGAGGUCAUUCCGAAGACUCCCGAGCAGUGGAGUAACGAGGCCUACUGGGCCUACCUGCAGAAGCUGCAGGUCGACAACUUCGGGCGCCACGGGUGCUUUUUUGUCCUGGAAAGGCUUGGUAUCCACAAGGCUGCACAGUCCUUCGCCAAGCGUGCCGACCAGGAAGUGCGCAGGUACAUCCGUGGCAGCAAUGACGCGCUGAAAGACCUGACCCACCAG
Symbiodinium sp. CCMP2456 is the source of this 336-nucleotide messenger RNA. NCBI's taxonomy places the organism in Eukaryota, Dinophyceae, Suessiales, Symbiodiniaceae. The record is from the annotation of a GenBank genome assembly.